Molecule: messenger RNA, 8120 nt
Organism: Cheilinus undulatus (humphead wrasse)
Lineage: Eukaryota; Metazoa; Chordata; Actinopteri; Labriformes; Labridae
Gene: dop1b
Product: DOP1 leucine zipper like protein B
Exons: 40
Coding region: 298-7212 (2304 amino acids)
Biological process (GO): Golgi to endosome transport
Cellular component (GO): endosome; trans-Golgi network
Source: RefSeq, a predicted model, not a curated record
CGACAGACCGUUGAUGGGAAACGCAGCGGCGAAACAGCUACAGCUGGAAGUUUGCUAGGUGGAGCGUCACAAAGCCCCGGUUCUCCUUUCUGCUGCAAGCAAACAGUGGAAGACCAAGUGGAAGAGAAGCUGACUAAAGUGGUGAGCUGUGACGCCGACUACUCUUCAGAGUGAAUCCCUGCAGAGCCUUUCACAGACAACACUUCAGGAGGACAAGGGCUUAAGUUAGGAAAGCACCUGCUGUCCUGUGUGAUAAAUAUUUUUGCUGAAAUGCUGCAAUCAGAUUGAUGUACGAUCAUGGAUCCUGAGGAAUUAGAACUGCAGAACGACUACCGUUACCGCAACUAUGCAGCGGUCAUUGAGAAAGCGCUGCGAAACUUUGAGUCUUCCAGCGAGUGGGCUGACCUCAUCUCCUCCCUUGGAAAGCUUAACAAGGCCCUGCAGAGUAACCUUCGCUACUCCCUCCUGCCCAAAAGGCUGAUCAUAGGGAAGCGUCUCGCCCAGUGUCUGCACCCAGCUCUCCCAAGCGGUGUCCACCUCAAAGCUCUGGAGACAUAUGAAGUCAUUUUCAAAAUCAUUGGAACAAAAUGGCUGGCGAAGGAUUUGUUCAUUUACAGCUCUGGUUUGUUCCCGCUGUUGGGCCAUGCAGCCAUGGCAGUGAAGCCUGUUCUGCUGACACUGUAUGAGCGGUACUAUCUCCCACUGCAGAGAGCUUUGCUGCCCAGUCUCCAGGCCUUCAUUACAGGACUGCUGCCAGGCCUGGAAGAGGGACUGGAGGUGUACGACAGAACUGAUGCGUUGAUGGUGAAGUUGUCGUUGCUGGUGGGUCAGCAGGUCUUUUAUGGUGCCCUGUGGGGCAGCGUGCUGGUCAGCCCAAUGGUGCGUCUGCCCGCCACUAUCUUUCUGGUCUCACAUUUUGACCGCAUGGAGUCUCUGCACCAGCAAACCCACAUGCUGGGCUAUGACCACAGGCUGGUGAUCAAGUCGGUGUGCCUUUCUCUCCAAGAUUCAAAUGUUCUGGUGCAGAGGAACAUGCUUGAAAUUGUGCUCUACUUCUUCCCAUUGGCUACAUGCCUGGAACCUACAGAGGCCAGUAUCGCUGUGAGUCCUGAGGACAUGAUCACAAUGUUGUCUGCUGCCUCUCUUACGCUGCUCCGCAGAGACAUGUCCCUCAACAGACGCCUCUACGGCUGGCUCCUCGGGACGGACAUAAAAGGCGGAAUGGUGACACCCCACCCCACCUUUUCCACCACGGCAGAGGAACACACUACCUUCUACUUCAACUCUUACUCUAGAGAUUUUCUUGUGCAGGCUCUGAUUAGCAUCCUCAAACAGAAAAGCGACCCUGAAAAUGUGACAGGAUGCCUCAGGCCCUUUCGCAUCAUCAUGAGUCUGCUGGAUAAACCGGAGAUAGGUCCAGUGGUCUUAAGCAGCGUGUUGUUGGAAGUUGUUCGAGCUUUUUACAUUUACUGUCGGGAGAUGGUGGGGGAGGAAACCAUCACUAGCUCAGGGCUUUCAGGCAACCAGUUAGCCAGCAAAAUAAAAGAGAACAAGAAUGCUUCAGAGGUUAUUAAAACAAUGAACAUGCUUGUGAGCUCCAUGAACAGUGAAUACCUGUGGGAGUACAUGACCCGGCGCUUCUGCACUGCUCUCAGUUACAAAGACGACCCCCCAAUGCCUCCUCAGCAGGAUCGCAGUCACCCUGCUCCGACUGUUGCAGAGAUGUCGAAUCUCAUCAUUUUCCUGCUCGACGUUCUUCCUCUGGAGCUCCACACAGACAUCCAGUCCCAGUUCCUCCCUGAGAUGCUGGGCACCAUGCUGCGGACCCUGUCAAGCCACAUACACUCUGUUAGUCUGGAGGAUGUCACACAGGGUCUGCGAGCCUGCUUUAAGGUCCUGAGUAAGAUCCAGAUGCCUAUGGCUUACAUGGACAUAGAGGCGGGAGCACACAUAGACGACAUGGAGACGCAGCUACCUGAGGAGGAAAGCACCAAGACUGAGGUCACGGAGAAUGAAGCUAUGAUAGAUGGUGCUGUUGGUCAGGUGAAUGGUCACUAUGGGGAUGAAGAGCUGAACAGAGAUGGAGAAGAUGAGGGAGCUCCUGCAGGUGGCAUUUAUCCCACUCUGAGGUCUGAAGACAGUGGAUUGGGUAUCAGUGCUUCUCCCUCGGAGCAGCAACUCCCACCAGGUUUGGGACAAGCAGCCGGGGAAAAUGGAAUGUGUAAGGAAGGUGAAGGAGUCUGGAGGAGGGGAGGAAGUGUAGACUCCAUGACCCAGUGUCUUCAAGACAUCCUGGCCUUCAUUACAACCCGGUAUUUGUUGGUCCAGGUGGAAGAUGUCAGAGGACCGGAGGAAGUACCUCAACCUGACGUUGCUGCUGCCCUCAUGGAUCAGAAGACUUCACUCCCAGCCAUAGAGGGACGGGAAAUAAAAGACAAGCUCACAGAACUGUUCACUCCAUCCAAACUGAAACCCUGCUCUUCAUCUGACAACCAGCCUUCAGUAGCACCCAUUGAGAAGAAGAAGGAGAAAGGGUGUCUCAACUGGGCAGCUGGCUACAUGCCCAGAGGCAAGGCAGAGAUCUCCGAGAGCUGUCGUCAGGCUUUCACCGCCACUUGCCACCUGCUACUGGAGUGCACCACCUUCCCCGUCUACCUGAGUGAAGAGGAGACUCUGGCUCUGCACACAGACAUGUUUGGGAACACAGGCUCUGAUGUAGACAGCCUUCCCGUGUGGUUGAGGUCCUUGAUGACCCUCUGCUGCCUCUCCAGGGACUACAACAUCCAGCACACAGCAGUGGCCUCUCUGCUAGAACUCAUCAACCACUCCCAGUCCUUAGCACUAGUGAUUGAGGACAAACACAGACGCUACCAGACAUCAGACUCCAACCCUCUGAGUGGGUGUCUCCAAAUGGUCACUGUGCCCCCCAUCUACCCAGCUGUGCUUCGCGCCAUAGAAGAGGGCACGGAUUUCUUUCAGAGGGUGUCCCGGGUUUUGUGGAGUCAGUUGGACACAGAGCGCAGAGAGCAGCACAUUUCCUGUGUGGAACUCUUUUACAGACUUCACUGUUUGGCUCCGUCAGCAUCCAUCUGUGAAGACAUCAUUUGCCAGGCGCUGUUGCACAAGGACAAGUCUGUCAGGUUGGAAGCACUACAUCGCUUCACAGUACUGUGGCACCUUACUAGAGAGAUCCAGAACAACAGGACCAUGUCUCUCAAUCGUUCCUUUGACAGGUCUCUCUGCGUUGUCGUGGACAGUCUUAGCUGUACAGAUGGCUCAAUAAGCGCAGCUGCUCAGUGCUGGCUGGUCAGGGCUCUUUCUCUUAAUGACGUGAUUCGAAUCCUUGAGCCGAUUCUUCUGCUGCUGCUUCACCCGUCCACUCAGCGCUGCUCCAUUCAGAGCGUCAAACAAAGCCUCUCUGCUGGUGACCUGAAAGUUCAAGGUAACAGAAGCCGAAGCUCCACCAAAACGUCUGGAACAUGUGCAGAUUCUAUGGCAACAGAAGUCACCACCUUAAAUCUCAUGAACAUUGUGGACCGAGAGGCUCUGUGGGCAGAGCUGGAUAGUGGCGCUGAGGCAUCUCAAACACCGGACACUUUAGCCAUUUCUAGGAGUGAGAGUGAAGAGACUGAAGAGGAGAAUAAACAAGAGGAGGAGGAGGAGGAGGAAGCUGAGAGUGAGCACACUGAGUCAGCUGAUACCAGUGGAGCCCAGGUAUCCAAUGAAAACUCCAGCUCAGGCUCCACCCCCUACCGAAGCACAGAGGAAGGAAGUGUGGUCAACGGCCUGCGGAGGGCUGAGUCAGAGCGCACACAAGCUUCUGAUUCACUGUCAAGUGAGGAUGAGGAGGAUUUAGAGCUGGAGGCCAUUGCUAGGUCUCGUCUGCUGAAACAAGAGCGUGAGAGGAGGGAGGCGAUCGAUUCGCUGUUCCGCCACAUGCUACUGUAUCCUGCGGCGGGCGGCUGGCGCCACCUUUUACAGGGAUUAGCACUUCUUGACAGUCUUCUGAGGAGCAGCGCUGAGUGCCCCCUGGUAGACGCUCUCUCCUCCACCUCUCUAGACACCAGCUCUGCAGCACAUUUGAACCUGGUCUCAAACCUCCUGCAGCGCCACCAACAGGCUCAAGAUGGUAAAGGCUUCUACGGCGCCCUUCUCUCUCCUUCCUCCUCGCCAUCUUUUCCCCCAUCCCUGCUCAUCGAACUGCUGGUGUCCUUGUGUCUGCGAUUCCUGCGCUCUCAAUACCCUUCUUAUCUGAGUCUUGGUCCUCUGGACCUGCAGGGGAACAGGGAGGUUCAGGUGAAGAGUGUGGAGGUUCUGACCCACAUUGUGAACCAGCUCUGCUGCAUGGUGCGUGGACAUCAGGGCAACGGGGCCAAUCUGGACCCCAUCCGCAGGCUCCUCUCAGGAUGUAAAGUGCAGCAGUAUGCUCUGCUCACGCUCUCUGCCUCCAUGUACAUCAGCCAAAAGGGAACAGACAAGGGGCCCCCUAAAGGUGUGGAGGUGCUGGAUGAGCAGGGCGGCCUGUCAGAGGAGAGUCUGGUAAAUGUGGGAUCAGGAGGAGGGCAGGAACAGUUCACUUUACAGAUGGAAUUACUCAAACUUCUCCAGGCUCUUAUAGUCUUAGAGUAUCACAUUUGGCCAGGGGGAGCCAUCUCAGCAGCAGGGUCAGGUGGAGCUUCAGGCCAGUCUGGAGAGCCUCGCGAAACCCCAACAGCCAGCACCCCACUUGCUCGAGAGUGGCAAACCGCAGUCCUUUUUCAGCAGUCCAUCAAGGCAGCACAGUACGUCCAAAGUCAUCCCAUCACAGCCCAGGGGAUGUUUGUUUCUGCUGCAGCCAGAGCUCUGCAGCCACAGUACGGCUAUGCCAUGCAUCCCCACUGGGUGUCACUGCUGGUUUCCUCCCUGCCAUACUUGGGUCGCUCGUUGGGCAUUAUUGUGGCGCCCCUCAUCAGUCAGAUCUGCAGGAAUCUGGACGAGCUGGUCAAGCUUUACGAACAUGAUGGAGGAAAGACAAAUCAGAGUUUGAGUGGUAGGAGAGAAAACAUUGCCCCUGACUAUCCUCUGACUCUGCUAGAAGGCUUGACUUCCAUCACACACCACUGUCUGCUCGACAACAAGAGGUCCUUGGUUGCUUGUGAUCCCGUGGAUGUCCGUAAUGCACGCAACGCUGUUGUUGAAGAACUGCCACACAUGCUCAGUAGUAUGGCGUUGUUAUGGGGUGUGGUCAUGAGGGAGGAGCUUCAGAGGCGUGCGUCUGACUCUGCUCAGAGCAGCAGACACUCCUCUACCUCCGUCUACUUUAAAAGCACAAAGAUCCUACGGCAGCGGAUUCUGGAGUUCCUGGUUCCUCUAACUCUUCAGUAUGGGGUCCAGCUUAUGGCUUCACUUGGAGCGGUGUGGAGCAAAAGAAAGAGUAAAAGGAGGCAUAAAAACAAAGUCUUACCAGUUGCUAGUGAAUCUCGACUUACCAUUGUGGAUUUGGUGAAAUCGCUGCACACAUUGCACACAGACACCAUCCUGCAGCUGGUCAAGGAGGUGGUGAAAAAACCUCAUCAGAUCAAAGGAGAACAGAAAGCAACUCUGGUAGAUAUUCCCAUGCUGCAGUUCAGCUUUGCUUAUAUCCAGAGUGUUUCAGCUCAAGCUCUGCAGGAAAAUGUUGCUCCUCUCCUCAGCCUUUUACGGGAGUCUGUUCAGCUCAACUUAGCCCCACCUGGACACUUCUUACUGCUGGGAAUCCUCAAUGACUUUGUCAAUCGGCUCCCAAACCUGGACAAUAAGAAGGACUCAAAAGAUCUGCAGGAGGUGACUCAGCGGAUCCUCGAGGCAGUGGGUGGGAUCGCGGGGUCCUCUCUGGAACAGACCAGCUGGCUCAGCCGCAGCCUUGAAGUCAAAGUUCAGCCACAGGUGUGUGCAGAAGCAGAGGAUGGAGACGAUGCAGACAUUGAAGAGUCAAUGGCUCAGGCUAAUGCCAUGGUUUCCUCAUCGGCUCCCUCAGUUUACAGCGUGCAAGCACUAGUCCUCCUGGCUGAGGUGUUGGCACCACUUCUGGACAUGGUUUACCGCAGUGAUGAGAAGGAGAAAGCUGUUCCUCUGAUUUCUCGGCUCAUGUACUACGUUUUCCCCUACCUGAAGAACCACAGUGCCUACAACAUGCCCAGCUUUGAGGCAGGUUCUCAGCUGCUGAGCAGCUUGAGUGGGUAUGCUUACACCAAAAGGGCCUGGAAGAAAGAAGUGUUCGAGCUCUUCAUGGACCCCCUCUUCUUCACCAUGGAAACUUCCUGUGCCCCCAGUUGGAAGUCCAUCGUUGACCAUCUGCUGACUCAUGAGAAGACGAUGUUCAAAGACCUCAUGAGUAUGCAGAGCAGCUCCCUGAAGCUUUUUGCUAAUGUAGACCAGAAACCCAUGCUGCUGAAGCGCCAGGCGUUUGCCAUGUUUAGCGGAGAACAGGAUCAGUAUCAUCUGUAUCUGCCCCUCAUCCAAGAGCGACUCACUGAGACUUUGCGUCUGAACCCGAGCCCUGCUGUUUCAGCCCAGAUGUUCCUGAUGUUUCGGGUUCUCUUGUUGAGGAUCUCAUCGCAACAUCUCACAUCUCUUUGGCCGAUCAUGGUCACUGAACUGAUUCGGACAUUCACACGUCUAGAGAAAACUCUACAGACAGAAAAAGACGUCUCAAAGCUGGCUAAAGUGGUGCGCAGUGCACUAGACAGAAAUGGACCAGUAAAUUUCACUCAGGCUGAGCUGGACAUGUACCUGUCUGCCUGCAAGUUUCUGGACACCUCACUGGCUUUUCCUCCAGAGAAGAUUCCACUCUUUCAGAUGUAUCGUUGGGCCUUUGUCCCUGAGGUGGAUGUGGAUCGGUACAGUGGCCCUGUAGAGACAGCACUGAUAGAAGGCGAGCAGGAGUGCAUCCCUCAUGUUGUCAAGAUACUGGAAGGAAUACAGCAGCGAUUUGGGACUCUGAACGGGCUGAGUGAGGAAUCUUCCACCGAGUAUCUGGAGUUCCCCCUCCUCACACAGUGCUCUCUGUCCUCCAUCACCCAGCUGUUGCCUUUCCUUCGCAUCCUCUGCUGCUCCUUCCAGGGCCCUCCACCCUACAGCGACUCCAUGCACCACUUCCCAGUAGCAGACUACCCAGCAUCCAGUUCAGAAGUUGUCCUGAAGAGGCUGGAAAAAAUCACUGAAGAAGAGUUCCUGGACUCUUUGGAGAGUUAAGCAUGAUGCUUUCAUGAACUAAAUCCUCAUUUAAAGCUCUUUGACCUGCAGUGACAUCAAUGGCACAAGUGGUGAUAAUGUCAUCGACUAAAACAAAAGGAAAUGUUUUGUUCUGUUUUUAUGUAACAUUUUAACUUGUCUUACCUCCAUAAAAUAUCCACCUCUGAGGUGCUCUCUCACUGAAUCUGUUUUGGAAAUUGAAGGGAAGCUUUGCGGAAAAUAUAAGAUGCAAGUAUUCAUUUCAGUUUAAUUCUCCUUCUAUCUCAAGUAUGAGCAUUGCCAAAUAUUAACACAUAGUUUUUGUAUUAUUUUUCCUUUGUCACUUCGAUGGUUCUGGGCUAAAAUCUGGUACAGCUGAAACAGUUAUUAUCUCAACUAAAUUCAACUUAAUACUGAAAAUUAUGAUUAGGUAUGCACUUUGUAAUAACAGGAGUUGUAGUAAGUGUAUUUUAGUUUGAUACCAAGUUACAGAUCUACUGUGAAGAACCUCAUUAAGCUGUCAAUGUUCGGGUUAACCUCGGCCUCUUCCACCUGCAUCUUUCUGACCGAGAAUGUAAAGACUGUCCGUUUUAGAGAUACUCUUAGAAUAUUGUUGGAUACAUCGGUUUGGGACUUGAUGAGGCUUUAAGUAAGCUGUAUAGAAGUUUCAUGAGUUGGUUGCUAAUGUUGUUUGUGUUUGCCCCUCUGUAAUAUUGUCAGGGACCUCGCUUAAAUUGAUGCUUGCCAUUUUUGGUGUUCAAGGGAAACUGCCUUUCUUUGUCAUUGUUCACUGACGGUUUUUAUGACUGCCCAUGUGUUGUUCUUUUUCCACAGAGCUGAAUGUUUGAGUAAUUUAUUUUGGAUGUUUAAAGGACCAUGUCAUGUUUUAAUUAAAAGAAGGAUGACUCAUAUUAAACGUAAAGCUUAAA